GUGUGUGUGAUCUGAGUUAUGGCUACAACCUCAUGCAGCAUUAUUUGUCUAACUUUUAACUCUAACUUGUGUCUUUUCUCUCCCAGUUCGGACACCCAAAGGCUUCUCAGCCCACUCCAAGGUCCUGACGGAGAGAAAAAGAGAGAGAAUGGUGAGGUGGUGACUUCAUCCUCUCUUGAACCAACCCUCUGCACUCCCCCUCCUUCUCAGAGCAUUUUUUUUAAGCCAAAGCAGAAAGUCUUUCAGGCAGCAUGCCAGCAUUUUUCAUCCUGCUGCGGUCCCUGGUUAUCAGGCUCCUCAGUAGCAGUGUGGUUGGCUCACUGGUCCAGUUCCUCAGGAGAAGCCUUUCUUCAGCCGUCGCACACCUCGGCACAGCUCUGCGCCACGUGUGGGAACGUGUCAGCUCCCAGGAGUCCAAGGACGCCGUCCUCGGCUGUGUGCUAUGCAUUCUCAACAUGCACAAGAAGGUGGAGAACUGA
Nerophis lumbriciformis (worm pipefish) is the source of this 479-nucleotide messenger RNA. Lineage: Eukaryota; Metazoa; Chordata; Actinopteri; Syngnathiformes; Syngnathidae. The record is from RefSeq and is a predicted model, not a curated record.